AUGAUCUCUAACUUUAGUAUUUAUGGCAAAACAGAAACACAGAGGGCAAAAAAGUUUGAGCGGAUUUUGUUUAUUCUUCAUAACAAUAUCAAUGAAAGUUUGUCUCGUGAAGCUCGGGAACUAACUGAGUAUAUCUUCGUAUUUGAUCAGAUCAACGCUCUGAUUGAUCAGAAUCGCCUUCACUGGAAACUUGAUGAUCCUGAAGACCUUCGGCCCAAGUUAAUACCGGUUCCGGAAAAACUAAAUCUGUACGAAGAAUAUAUUGGUGCGAAUAGCCGGCGACUUUUGGUUCUCGAUGCCUGUGUUGAUGCCAUUUUCGAAAAUCGCGUGUCGGAAGCAAGAAAGAUGAUGUGUGCCGUGGAACUAUCACUUCGUCUAGUAACAGCUCGAGUAGCUCUAUGUCGUCAAUUAGCAGGUGCAGCUGUACCUGUUACUCGAGCUAUGCUGCAGCCAGCGCAAUUUGAACUUGUUGUUCGACUUUUGAAUUGCGCACUUGAGCACGAAUCUGACGAUGACGAGUACGGAAUUGCCUACGCCUGUUUGCAUCUGAGCAGUAUAUAUUGCAGAAAAGAAAUUCUCAGUUAA
Molecule: messenger RNA, 585 nt
Organism: Haemonchus placei
Lineage: Eukaryota; Metazoa; Nematoda; Chromadorea; Rhabditida; Trichostrongylidae
Source: the annotation of a GenBank genome assembly